AUGCCCGCCCCAGGGCCACGAAUCCCCGUACCAAAUGCAAAAUUACAACAACAACGAAAUAUUCUACGAAAGUUAGAUGAUGAGCGACUUUCCCGAUUGAGAGACUUGAAGAGCAUUGAAGAAAGAAUUUCCAGAAAAACCCAAAAACUUGAGGACAUUGAGUUUCCAUAUCAUCAAGAUGCAGAACAUCUCCCUGAGAGAAUAAAUCAAUUGAGAAUGGCAGAGGACUAUCCAGAAAUCGAAGAUCAUGGUAGUGUACCGCUAAAGUAUGCCCCGGGUGACAAGCGAUUUAAACCCUAUUUUGUGGAGAAGUAUCAAGUACCAAGCAGGAAUAACGACCUGGCAAGAAUGGUCGAUAUUGACGUGCAAGAUUUUAUGGAAAGGGAGUUGGAUACUGGCGACGAUCUUUGGGAUCUGGUUGUUGUAUCAGGACUCACCUCGUCGCCCUUGUCCAGGAAUCAGCCUCCUCCCUUAGCCGUCACGGUGGGCGAGUAUUUCUGUGGCAACCUUGUAGAUCCCAAGUCCGUGGUCGAACAUAACAAGCUACCAGAUCCUGGUACUACUGCGCACAACUCCUUCAAGGACAAGCGAAAGAAGAGCUGGACCGUGACACCCGAAAAUCAAUGGACAGACACAUGCACAUUACAAGACUUCGACAAGUCACCUCGAUCUGCACCUUAUUGGGAGUGCAUAAUUAGUGGCAUCGAAUACGAGGUUGUUGAGACCGGAGGUGUUGUUCUCUAUGGACAAAAGUUGGUAGUCUAUGCGGUUCUCCGAGAGAAUAACUAUGUGCAGUGUCACUUCAUACCAUGUGAGGACACAUCAGUCAUUAGGAACACACAAUGGGAUACCCAAUCAUUUUCUGGGCCUCUGAGCGAGCCAGAGAUUAUCCUGGGAUCCGACUGCGUUGAUUUCUCCAGCCUCAAACUCAGCUACUCUAGUGCGCAGCCAAUGAAGCAGAUGCUCAUCAAAGACAGCAUCACGAUUGGGGGCGCCAUUUCCCUUCCAAAGGUGUUAACUCUGAACGGCGCAUACAAUUUCAAGAUAGCGAAAACCCGUAAAAAUCUGUAUAUGAAGAACUUUGAAGGCAAUCUGCACCGAUUGAUCAAUUCUCCAGUCAUUCUCUACAGUCCUGCAGAGAAGCGAGCAUGGAUGGUUUCGUUUGUCAGUGUCGCUCUGCAUGUAGCACCACACAGGGCCUGGCUGCAGCGCGAGCUUGAGUUUCGAAUUCCGAGGUGCGCGUCCACAGCCGACGGAGGACGAGCUGCCUUUAGAACCAUCCGCGACAAUUACAAAUCUCCACUGAAGGCUCCCAUGGAGAACGAGGAACUAAGCGAAGAUGAGAGAAGUCUGACUAUCAGGGACUAUAUGGAAGAUGUUCUAGCUUCGCUUGACGUUGCUCGACGCGAGUCCUUUAGAGCAAGAGGUAUAUUCCGCGAGAGGAUCUUAGGAUUCGAGCUCGCAGAUAUUGUGAAGAUGAAGGAACAUAUAACCAUGAGAAGACGCAAUCUUGAUGCAGUCGCUACUGGCUGGGCACCCCUAUUGGAUGCCGUCAGUAUCGUCCUCUUCUAUGAUGGAUUAUCUGAUCCCAUCGUUCCAUCUACUCGAUCCCAACACAGUCAAGAAAUUUCAGGCUACUGUGGCCAGACAAUGUGGCGAAGUGUGCCCGAAGGCUACAAUAUCUUGACUGCAUCCUGGCCAUGCCUAGACUACAUGAGCGAGCACCUUAACAGGGGACCAAACAUACGUCGCUUGAUCUAUGAUUACUGUUGGCGUGCUCCAAACCGAAGGCUAUUUGACUUAUGUACAAGACAAAGACACCAUAUUUGCAACCGCCUUCAAGAGUUGAGACCGGAUGGUCUUGACAUCGCCAGUCCAACAUUAACGGAUGAAAACAGGAGGACCGCCGCUGUGGCUUUCAAGUUUUCCACUGACGUUCAGACAAUUCAAGACAAUCAGAGUUCCGUGGAAGUUGACCCUAAUCCAACACCUCUCGCGGCACCUCCUAGAACUCCUCCGACACCCGCAGCGCCUGUACAGAAUCCAGGGACAGGAGGAAUAGACGGAGCCUUGCUUGAUCCUCCGGACAACUUAAGAUUAGGCCGCCCCCACCUAGGUCGUCAAGGACUUUUAAGAGAUGUCCCAGUGGCUGCUGUCCGAGCUGAGAGUAGACCAAAUGAGCUGGGAGGACAAUUGCAUCGUGGAGGGCAUCAUAACGUCACUUCUCGACGGCCGCGAAGUACAAAUCAAGAGCACCGGAGAGGGGAACGUCGAACAGUGCGAAGUGGCAACGUGAGGGCCGGGCUGGUCCGGGUCCACGUAUCCAUCGCAAGUGACUACCAAGUGACGAAUGCCGUUAUAGUUCCGGCCAAGAAAAGCAUCAACUGA
Exophiala aquamarina CBS 119918 is the source of this 2388-nucleotide messenger RNA. RefSeq lists its product as uncharacterized. Bases 1 to 2388 code for a protein of 795 amino acids. The record is from RefSeq and is a predicted model, not a curated record. The transcript is spliced from 6 exons. NCBI's taxonomy places the organism in Eukaryota, Fungi, Ascomycota, Eurotiomycetes, Chaetothyriales, Herpotrichiellaceae.